Molecule: messenger RNA, 1560 nt
Organism: Labrus mixtus (cuckoo wrasse)
Lineage: Eukaryota; Metazoa; Chordata; Actinopteri; Labriformes; Labridae
Gene: ttc32
Product: tetratricopeptide repeat domain 32
Exons: 3
Coding region: 59-469 (136 amino acids)
Molecular function (GO): protein binding
Source: RefSeq, a predicted model, not a curated record
UUUUGACGUCACAUCCGCAGGUGAAAAAAAAACAAACAAACCAAGCAGAAUUUGAACCAUGGAGGACAAAUACACCAAAAUACUUGAACAUGCUCAGUCCGAGUUCAAAAAACAAAAUUACAAACAGGCGGAGGAACUGUUCACGAAGUUUAUCUCUUCCUGCUCACAGCACAGGGAAUGUGAAGCGAGUAAUCUGGCCACUGCCUUUAACAACCGCGGACAAAUAAAGUAUCUCCGGGUGGAUUUUCAUGAAGCAGUAGAGGACUACACUUCCGCAAUAAAAGUUGACAGCAGUUUUGAAACGCCUUUCUACAACAGAGGGCUCAUCCACUAUAGAUUAGGUUUCUUUGAUGACGCUAAGAGUGACUUCCAGCAAGCUUUAAAGAUUAAUCCAGAUUUUGAAGAUGCAAAAGUGAGCCUGCAACAGACACUUCUGGACCAGCAGGACAAAAUCAACAGAGGAUACUGACAAACGCAUACACUGCAGAGUGCUUGUUUAUAUAUCCUGAAAUGUGAGACGAUGCUAAUUGUCAGUUAACGCUGAUUACUGUCCAGUUGUGUCACAUAAUAUGUUGGUUUUUUUUUUAUCUGAGAAUGAGCAGUUUUUGUUUUUUUUAAAGAUAUCAUUGUGGAAAGUCCUCUAAAGUGAGGCAUAAACUAUUAUAAACAGUUUGCAAUCACACCUUUGAAAACCACAUGAUCAUUUUAACAACACUCGAUGGCGGCCUGCGUCUUCUUCUGGAAAAAACCAGCUCGGCCUCAUGUAGAAAUGGACGUCUUACUGGAUGAGCUGAGACAUUUACCUGGAUUGAUGUCACUGUGCAAGUCUGAAACUACACGGUGCAGACUGAGAGACUUCCAGCUUAGCAGGUAAAAUGAUGAGCUUGUGUUUUACUGUGAGUAAUAAAAACACUGGAUUAGUUUAGUGGAUAUAAAACAAACCCUAAUUAACUGCUCACAUAGAGUAAUGAUACAGGAGGCUCUCAGCUGCAGAGGAACACAUUCUCUGUCUUAUAUUGAACCUUUGACACAAAAUGUAGCUCCCGUGAGAAGUUUUUAGAUUGUUAUGAAAUAGACUUUUAGUAACACUGAUGUCUCUUUAAGACCUACAUAAGCGAACAUGACCAUCAGCGACAAGCUCAGUACCUCCUUAUGUAACCUCUUUAUCUGGGUUGCUGUCAGACAGGUGAGUUACGGCACACUUCAGGAAACAACUUUUGUUGACACAGAUGCACAGUGAGUGACGUGUUUAAAUCUGAUUUUGUUCCAUCAGUAAACACUCCUUACACAUGGGCAGUACAAGAUCAGCGGAAGAUAAAAGAUACCACUUUGUCUAUCGGGGCGCCACAAUUGUCACAAAGUUGCUUGAAGGAGCUUUUAGUCUUUUUGUAAGACGGUGUAAUUCAAGAGAAAUCAGUUGUACUACAACUUCACACAUUAUAAUAAAAUGUACGCCUGUUUGAGCAGAAACACCAAGUAGCUUUGAGCUGGCAGGAAUUGCAGAGACGAUCACUGUUAUUUUCAAACCAUAUAUAAAACGAAUUAAACCUAUAUCCUUUG